This is a messenger RNA of Malassezia pachydermatis, 426 nucleotides long. RefSeq lists its product as hypothetical. The record is from RefSeq and is a predicted model, not a curated record. Bases 1 to 426 code for a protein of 141 amino acids. The transcript is spliced from 2 exons. NCBI's taxonomy places the organism in Eukaryota, Fungi, Basidiomycota, Malasseziomycetes, Malasseziales, Malasseziaceae.
AUGUCGCGCGGCGCCGGCGGUCGUUUUGGGCAUGAAAGCGAGUUGCAGCGCAGUAUGCGCGAGCCUGUAUAUGUCUGGCGGAAAGAGUGGGUGGUGCCUUCAGCCCUAUCACGCCCGGCUAGCUCCGGCCAGAAUAUGACGGAGAGGCUUGGCUCCGACGCGGACGCUAUGCGCUCUGCGACACCGUUUAAAAUCCUCAAAUGGGUUCGAACGACAGAAACCGUUCAACAUAACUCGACGGAGCCUGAAGCACAGACUGGUGAUGUGUCCCUGAGUGGCUCUAUGAUGGACGCUGUCCCGCAGGAUCUCGAGGCUGGCGACGACGCUACGCCUGGGCCAGACAGUGCCUCGCCUUCGAAGAAGAUGGACGAGGACGAAGAUAUGCCGGACGCUGAGCAGCCUGUGAAAGAAGACGUGGGUGCAUAG